Didymella exigua CBS 183.55 is the source of this 1872-nucleotide messenger RNA. RefSeq names its product DUF1741-domain-containing protein. The transcript has 5 exons. Bases 1 to 1872 code for a protein of 623 amino acids. Gene Ontology annotation, cellular component: cytosol. NCBI's taxonomy places the organism in Eukaryota, Fungi, Ascomycota, Dothideomycetes, Pleosporales, Didymellaceae. Gene Ontology annotation, biological process: regulation of Golgi organization. The record is from RefSeq and is a predicted model, not a curated record.
AUGGAGCCCUCGCCGUUGACGCAGGUGUCAAGACCUGAGCUGUUCCAGCCCAAGAUCAUCAGCCUUUAUGAAACGUUAUUCCAGGAAGAUGAGGAGGAUGUCGAACUCACCGAGGGCUUCUGGCAGGAGUUCUUCCUGCACCGCCCCGAUCCGGCCGGCCUGAAGCGCAUGCUGGACGCCAUCUCGCCGGACGAGAUGCUGCACCGCCAGGCGCAUUCGCAGCAGCUCUUCAGCCGCGCCAUCCAAAGGGUCAAGCAGGCCGAACCACCCUCGGACGAGAUGGCGCUCGAGACCUUGACAGGCUUCCUAGACGCCGCCUUGACGAAGAAGUACACGAACCCAAGCUCCGACAUCAUCUCCGUUCUCGCAGGUCUGCACGAUGCCGACGCCGUCAUGACCGACUGCAUAGCUACGCUGGACACAGUCAUCCGGGCAGGGCGCACAUUGCCCCUUCGACGCAAGGCUGUCCGAGCGACCCUCUCCAUAACCGCGGCUGGCUUCCACACCGCCUUGCCGUCGUACUUCACACAUCGCGACCUCUUCCCGUCGCUUAUGAGGUACAUCCAGGACACCGACGACAGUGCCCAGGUGCUUCCUGCGCUGUAUCUCCUCGGCCUCCUCGCCAACUACAAUAAGUUCGAGUUCCAGAAUCCGUAUAGACUGCGGCUGGACGACUUCGUGAACGACGCCAUCAUACGAGACAUGAUCACGUGCUUUGGAACGACGUGUGAGGAUAUCAGAGACGCAUAUGUAGCCAUCCAAGACGACGUGCCUGAGGCUUGGUCAUUAGGCUCCACUCUGAGGACGAUAGGCCUCGGUGUACUCGCUCCGGGAUCGCGGCCAGCAACACCCACACCAAACCCAGAGGAGACAAAGUCCCUCUUCGCGACAUUACCUGGACCCGAGAUCGGGGUGUUGCUCUCGACAUACGACUUUGUGAAUGCGAACAAGGUCUUUUGCUUUAAUCUAGCAUCUUUACCUGCGCCGUCAAAGGGCACGCCUUCGCCACUCAGCGCGUACCUAUCCAUGACUUCGUACCUGCUGCAGCACGCGCAUCGAUCAACAAGAUCUGCGUUGUACACAUACUUGUGCCUGUUCAUUUUGCAAAUACUAGUAGAGGACAAAGAGCUUGUGAAGCGACUAUGUAGCGAUGAAAGCAAGUUGUCUGUCCGCAUGUGCCGGCAACGGCAGCCCUUCCUACCGCAAGCCACUGGCGAGCGGACCCCGGCUGCUGUCAUCCUAGAUCUCAUGGUUGACGGGAUCAAUCACAACCUCCGAAGACGGCUUGACAUUGACCUCUACAUCUUCUCACUAGGCAUUCUGCUACGUCUACUCUCCUACCUCAGCCGUACCAAGACACGCAUCGCCUACCACUGGUCCGAACUUUGGAGGACAUUGUUGUCCUUCCUCCGCUUCCUGACGCAGUACGAAAGCGACAUCAAGUCGAACUACAAAUCCACCAAGAUGAUCGACAUCCUUGUGCACGUCCUCGCAUUUGCACUUUCGAGCGGCGAGAACUUCCUACCAGACCCAGCUUCAUACGACGACCUCUUCUACAAACUCGUCGAGACGGGCGACAUCCUAACCAAGUUCCGCGACACAUUUGGACUUGGCAGCUCAGCCGCAAUGCAAAUCUUGGUGAAUGUAUCCUCCCAUUACCACUCCCUGCUGGCAGAUGGCAAGAAGGGAAAGCACUUUAGUCCUGAGGAGGUCAGCGUUGUGAUCAAGCAGGGGUACGAAACGCUGUCUAUUGACUCGAGCGAGGGCCUGGAUGGAUGGGAGAAAUAUCGCGAAGCCGACUCCAGGUCGCUGCUGAAGAAGAUAGCGAGAGCGGCCGUGGAGGAUGCGAAAGCGCUGAAUGAAGAACGAUGA